CGAAAGCACACGUUCGCGUGGGGUCAUUUGUUUCACCACUUCGCGUCGUGCCGCGUUUGAAGUUCCUGCAAAGUGGGAAUACACGUUGUAGCAUCUGACUUAUCAUGAUUGUUCGUGGUCCGGACGAGUUCUUAAUGAAAACGAGUUUUACGCAGCGUACGAUUCGGUUGUUGAGGGAAAAUCCAACUCGGUUCGGGGACACGAAAAUCCGUGUUUGUUGGAAAGAAAAAAGAUAAACACCGUUCGGUUAUCCGUGUGGGUAUUCUAGAGCACUGUGUUCAGGUGAGAUUUUUACGAAACAAACACAGAUCGCUGCCGUGACGAACGACCUUCUGAAAAAAAAAAUGAAGUGAAUGAGUUAGCAGUGUGUGAUCGACAUGAACUUCAUGCGUUGUCACUUUUGGGGAAUUACGAACGCGAAGGAGCAAUUCAAAGGCGGAUACUCUCGAGGUUGUUGCCAUCUCGACAACAGGGUCAACGUGUGAAAGCAUGUUUAGACGGGUGGUGCCACAUCUGAUCCAUCAAUCAGCGACGACGUCGUCGGCUUCAGGAGGUAUAGCAAAUCGUCAUCAAGUGUUCGAACGACGACGGCGGCGGCCGCUGCGACCUGCAAGCAUCUAUCACGCAGUUCUUCGUUAUCACGAAACCGUUGCCGGUAGCGACGAAACAGCGACCUCAGACAACAACAACAACAAACCCGGGGCAAAGCCAUCACUCCCCGUAACCGUGACCGGUUCAGCCGAUAAUCGAGUAAACCCCAUCGAACGUGGCGCAAUAUGUCGCAAUACCAAAAUUUCGCGACAGCACAUGGCGCCCGAAAUUGCGCUGCAUCUAAUCACAGAGGAAUGCUCCAUUUAUCAUCAGCCAAUCAGCGACGAUUUCUGCUUCCCAAGCGAACCAUUUUGGGGAUUUUUCUGGCCUGGCGGGCAGGCACUGACCAGCGAGUUUCAACUGUGCAGAUACAUUUUAGAUAACGAUCAGUUGUUCUCGGGCAGACACGUUUUGGACGUUGGAUGUGGCUGCGGAGCUUCCGCCAUUGCCUCGAAGCUCGUCGGGGCAAAGCGCGUAACUGCCAAUGACAUUGACCCAACCGCUCUUCAGGCAGCUCUUCUCAACGCAGAACUGAACUCGGUCGACUUGGAGAUAAGCGGUGGAAACAUGAUCGGCCUACUGCGUGAUGAUUUUGACGUCGUGCUGAUAGGCGAUCUAUUCUACGAUGCCGACAUUGCAGAUGUGUUGAUUCCAUGGCUUACCGGGUUAACUGCCAAAGCGGUUGAUAUCUACAUCGGUGACCCGGGGAGACACGGUUUGACGGAGAGUCGGCUGAGGAAUAUGAUUCAAUUAGCACGCUAUCAGCUCCCAGCGAAUGUUUGCAUCGAGAAUAACGGGUUUUCACAUGCCAGUGUCUGGAAGUUCAUUUUAUAGCCGUCGAUUAUUUGUAGUUAGAAUGAUUAUUUGACCUGAAUGCUUCCAUUUCCAGGAAUUGCAUUACAUAGUUGCAUAGCAUGAAGCGAAUAAUUGAUUGGCAGAAAUAUAGAAAUUAUGUACAAAAAAAUAA
Molecule: messenger RNA, 1558 nt
Organism: Malaya genurostris
Lineage: Eukaryota; Metazoa; Arthropoda; Insecta; Diptera; Culicidae
Product: electron transfer flavoprotein beta subunit lysine methyltransferase-like
Exons: 6
Coding region: 490-1425 (311 amino acids)
Biological process (GO): peptidyl-lysine trimethylation
Cellular component (GO): mitochondrial matrix
Molecular function (GO): protein-lysine N-methyltransferase activity
Source: RefSeq, a predicted model, not a curated record